Messenger RNA from Pundamilia nyererei, 4166 nucleotides. RefSeq names its product striatin, calmodulin binding protein 3 (gene strn3). Lineage: Eukaryota; Metazoa; Chordata; Actinopteri; Cichliformes; Cichlidae. The record is from RefSeq and is a predicted model, not a curated record. The transcript has 16 exons. Gene Ontology annotation, cellular component: dendrite. Gene Ontology annotation, molecular function: armadillo repeat domain binding; calmodulin binding; protein-containing complex binding. Bases 279 to 2399 code for a protein of 706 amino acids.
UCCCGUCAGGCAUUGCGGCUGGGUUCUCCCACCUUGACCAUCGGAUCCGAGAGAGGUCGGGGGAGAGAACAGCAAUGGCGGCCGGUUAGCUCUAUACAAAACACCAAGUCCCCAAUCAGCCGCGCGCACCACAUCGCUCCGAGGAAAGCCAGUUUUACACAACACAGCGGAGCCAGCGAGACAGGGACGGAGCUGAGACACGGGCUUUAGGGGGCGGGGAUCCCUCCGCGGAUCGUUGCUGCCUGUGGAGACUUUCCUUCUACUUAAAAAAAAAAAUUAUGGACGAACACCCCGGCGGAGGAGGGGUCGGAACGAGUGCCCCACGACAGCCUCCGCCACCGCAGCAGCAGGGGAAUAACAGUAGUGCUAAUCCGCCAAUUGGAGGCGGUGGUGGCGGAGCAGUCAUGGUACCACACCAGCCCGAUGAGCUACCUCGGCCGCAGCAGCAGUACACAAUCCCCGGCAUCCUGCACUACAUCCAGCAUGAGUGGGCCCGGUUCGAGAUGGAGAGGGCGCACUGGGAAGUGGAGAGGGCCGAGCUUCAGGCGAGGAUAGCCUUCUUGCAGGGGGAGAGGAAGGGCCAGGAAAACCUGAAGCAUGACCUGGUUAGAAGAAUAAAAAUGUUAGAAUAUGCAUUAAAGCAGGAAAGAGCAAAAUACCACAAGUUAAAAUAUGGAACAGAGCUAAACCAAGGAGAAAUGAAGAUGCCAAGUUUUGAAUCAGACACCAAAGAUUCAGAGGUCUCUGCUGUUCAUGCCAACAGUCAGCUCACCUGGAAACAAGGAAGACAGCUGCUCAGACAGUACCUACAGGAAGUCGGAUACACAGACACCAUCCUGGACGUUCGUACUCAGAGGGUUCGCUCUCUGCUUGGCCUGUCGGGCUCAGAGCAGAAUGGAUCUGUGGAGAACAAGAACCUGCAGCACCUGAUCAAUGGGACCGAGCGCCGCAAGGACAAAAGGAGUCCAGGUGAUGUUCUGGAGACUUUUAACUUUCUGGAAAACACAGAAGACAGCGAUGAAGACGAUGAUGAGGAGGGGGACCUGAUGGAUGACAUCACCACUGACAAACAUCACAGAGCCAAGAAACAUAAGACCAAGGUGGGAAACGAGGGCUUAGCGUCAGAGGAUGAUGCCGACACAGAGGAGGCUCUAAAGGAGUUUGACUUCUUGGUGACGGCUGAGGAUGGAGAAGGGGCGGGUGAGGCUCGGAGCUCCGGAGACGGGACAGAAUGGGCGGAGCCUCUACCAUUUCCUACUGGCGGGGGGAAGUCCUUCUUACUUGGGGGGUCAGAUGAUGUGUUGGAGAGCGUGCUGGGACUGGGUGACCUUGCCGACCUCACAGUCACCAACGAUGAAACAGACUAUGGCUAUGAUCUGCCGUCCAGUAAGGAGUCUUCGUUCAGGAAGACAUGGAACCCCAAGUACACGCUAAGGAGCCACUUCGAUGGUGUCCGAGCACUGGACUUUCACCCCGUUGAGCCCUGCCUGGUCACCGUGUCCGAGGAUCACACCCUUAAACUGUGGAACCUCACCAAGACUGUCCCUGCCAAAAAAAGUGCCUCUUUCGAUGUGGAACCGAUCUACACAUUCAGAGCCCAUGUUGGACCAGUGUUGUCAUUGGCGAUGACCUCCAGUGGUGAACAGUGUUUUAGUGGUGGUCUUGACGCAACCAUCCAGUGGUGGAACAUCCCCAGCUCAAAUGUUGAUCCCUACGACACUUAUGAUCCAAGCGUCCUGGCAGGUUCCUGGUUAGGACACACGGACGCUGUGUGGGGAUUGGCAUACAGCGGUAUCAAAAACCGCCUCCUGUCCUGCUCGGCCGACGGAACAGUGAAGCUGUGGAACCCAACAGAGAAAAACCCCUGCAUUAGCACUUUCAAUACAAACCAUGAGCAUGGGAUCCCCACAUCAGUGGACUUCAAUGGUUGUGACCCUGCUCACAUGGUGGCAUCCUUUAAUAGCGGAGACGUGGUUGUGUAUGACCUGGAAACUUCCCAGCAAGCACUUUUGCUCAAAGGACAGGGAGAUGGCACUCUGUCGGGGUCAAAUCAUAUAAAUAAGGUGGUGAGUCAUCCCACGCUUCCAGUAACCAUCACUGCUCAUGAAGAUCGACACAUCAAAUUCUUUGAUAACAAGUCAGGUAAAGUGAUUCAUGCCAUGGUGGCUCAUCUGGAUGCAGUGACCAGCCUGGCCGUGGAUCCCAACGGCAUCUACCUGAUGUCUGGCAGUCACGACUGCUCUCUGCGUCUGUGGAACCUAGACAGUAAAACGUGUGUUCAAGAGAUCACAGCUCAUCGUAAGAAGAGCGAGGAGGCCAUCUACGACGUGGCCUUCCACCCCUCCAAGGCCUACAUUGCCUCCGCUGGAGCCGACGCCCUUGCCAGAGUCUACGUAUAGACGAGGAAGAGAAGAUUUAAACAACAGAAAAAAGAAAACAAAAAAGAGGAGAUGACCUCGAGGUGAGGGAUACAGAGACAGACAAAGAGAGAGAGGGGCUAGUCUGUACACAAACAGGAUUCAGGUCUGUUCAGGUCUCUGAACACAGAAUAUAUAUUAAUAUGAAAGACUGGAGAAUCUCCAACGGACAACUGAACAAACACACACAGGUUUCUUACACAAAUUUUUAAGUUAAGAGGUGAAGUGGUGUGAUCUCCCUACAGCUAAGAGACAGCAGAAACGUGUUUAAUGAUCAACUUGGAGCAGCUUGCCUGAAACCCAUCUGGCCCCUCACAAAUCCCUGAGGUAGCUUUGACACUACAUGCCUGUCUCUAUUCACUAACACUACUGUGACUCCUGAUCCCAGACAGAAGAGCUGGAGCUGAGGGCAGACGUAAAGGAAAAAUCCCCCCAAAAUUAGACCUGGUCAGAGCUGGCCAAGGAAAGCAGCCUGACAUCUAGAUGAGUUAACCCAUCGCUCUUUUAUUUCUUACUGUUGUCAUUUAGCAUCGUAAUACGGCGGUCAAAUGUAGCACAUUAAACUGUGGAAUCGUAGCACUACAGUCUACAUGUUGUGGGGACAUUUUUGCACCUUUCCCCUGUUUCUCUUUCUGUCCCACUGGACUCAAUGCUGAGUCAAUGCUAAAUGUUCAGGCAUGUCUGAGUGGAGACAGUUACAACUUGAAAAAUGGCCCUCGUGAGAAGUUGCCUGGAAUCUGUAUUGAAUUCACCCCCAUUUGGCUAAUUUUUCUCCAAUAACUCUAAAGAACUCUACUUUCAAGGCAGUUCAGAGCAGGCUUGCAGUCCCGAACAGUUAUAAUUGGCUGCCAGUGUUUUCUCUAUGUUUGUUAUACAUUAUAAAAGCUCUAUUACUCCCCAGGUGUUGAAGCUUCAGUGGCAUAUGAAACCAAAUCUAAGCACAACUGUAGUGCAUUAAGCAGUCUGCUCUCCCAGUCUGACACUUCACAUGAGGUGAUACAGCUAGAAAUGUCCAAGAGUGGAGCAUUCUAAUGAGUCUCCAAAGUCUGCACUUUCUCCUACUGUAAUCCAUUUAGUAGAGCUAACCACUAGUUGAACUAGCAAAAAUAUAGAGUAGCAAAGAAUUCGAGUUGAGUACAGUUUUGUACUGGCUCUCGCCUGCCUCAGGAGAGAGCAUAUGUAAAACAUCCUCUCAUUACACUGAUCUCCUGUCCAGACAAAACAGUCUGAAGAAACAACAACAUGUCCCUGAUUGGCUGGAUUCAUGUGAAAGAAAACUGAAAAGCAACAAGCAAACAUCUGACCCAGGUUUCUGAAUGCGGCCAGCUACCUGCACAGAAACAAAAAAUUGAACUAUGUCAUAGACUAUCAUCAAUCUUUAAAUGCCGAAACACUGAAAAGUAGCAGCUAUUUAAGUUGAUUUUAGACGUUUGGCCUGUUCAAAAUGAUUUCCAAGUUGCAAAAAUACCUAGUAAUCAAGUGUUUUGUGUGUAGUCUAAUUCAUAUGUGCAUGAGUUUAAAGUGCAUUUUAAUUAGCUGCUCAAAAAACAUUUGCCGAUUUAUAAUCAUACAACAUCUAAGCUGUUCCACUGGUGGACAUUAUUCGAGAUGCCCGUGUCCCAACACAGGAAGCUGUAAGCUGUUCUAUGUAUCAUCCAUAGUAUGAUCAGAAUAGGGGUACUUGUGUCCAUGGAAACACUCCUCCUGUCACAACAAUUUCAGCAUCUGUUUAGUGACAGUGAAAUCAUA